AUGACAGCCCAUAUUCGACACAUACAAGUCCAGGUUUUUAGCAUUCUCAGCUCCAUCGAAUGCCGUGAUCAUGAAAUGCGCAAAAAGGAUAUGAGAAGAGAGGAGGGAUGUUGGGCGCAUCAGCCGCAGCUGCAUGGCGCGCAGGUUCACCAUAUCAGUUGGCUCCACGUUAUGGUAUGGACCGACUGGGCAAUACCAAUAGAGGAACAUGAGAACAUGCGUGAGCGAGGUCUACGGGAGUCCAACAAGAAUAUCGCAGAUGAUGGAAGGCUUUCUAGGAACUUCAUAUGUCGCGCGCUUGGCAGAGAAAUGCGGCAUGAUUUGCUGGAUAAGUUGGUUGAUGAUGGAGAGGAGCAUGAAGAUGCCAAACAUUUGGUUUUGAAGACCUUGGAUGAUGUUGGGGGAGAUACGUCAUCUCAAACCAGUCAAUAUCGGUGUGUGAUCCGGAGAAGCACUGAUGACGUCCAGCAUCCCUUCAGCGCGGAGGACGACCGUUGCGGACAAAUAGAAGUCGCCGCCGGCUUGAAGAAGGAGAACUCGAUUGAAUCUCUGCAAGAGCAUGGUAGAAGGGUGGUUCAUGCACAAUGGACACUCAAGGAACUUUACAAAGGCCUGGCCGUUCUGCUUCAGUUUUUCGAAGAGGUCAAGAAUAGCCCCGGAUGUUUUGAGAAUCGGGCCCUGAAGUCGGUUCUGUUCGCCCAUCGUUCCCAUGGCAACUGCUCAUUACCUUCCCCAAAACUCGACAUCCUGGCCCCAUUCGGCCGCAGCACCACUGAGAAGUCUCUUUUCGGCAAGUAUAUCACUACAGGCUACUACGUCGGCCUCGUCAAAAACUCUAGCAUGCCUGACAACGCCCUCGUCCACAACGCAGCUGCGGACAACAUCAAAUGUAGGUUCGCACACCUACCUGGAGCGUAUAUCUUCAUACCCACAGGAGUCGCCGGACUACAUAGGGUAUACUAUGCCACGCCCCAGUCCAGCAAGUCCAUCCCACUGUCCGACGAUGCCGUGAAGGCGGACAUCAUCAAAGCGAUCAAACAGCCCCAGAAUAAGAACCCGGCCAAAUUUCCCCCAGGCGAGCCGGAAUUAGUGACUUUCUCUUCACAUGCUCCGUACAGCCUGCAGGGGCGAAAGGAAGACGCACCGGACCGGAGCUGUGUGGAAGGCGCACGACACUAG
This is a messenger RNA of Blastomyces gilchristii SLH14081, 1179 nucleotides long. Its product is annotated as amine oxidase. NCBI's taxonomy places the organism in Eukaryota, Fungi, Ascomycota, Eurotiomycetes, Onygenales, Ajellomycetaceae. The transcript has 8 exons. The record is from RefSeq and is a predicted model, not a curated record. Bases 1 to 1179 code for a protein of 392 amino acids.